AAUAACUUUCUAAUGCCAGACAUGAAAGAUUUAUAAUAACAGCUUGACGGUUGUUGCAGGUGAUAAAGACAGCAAGGAUGAGCGAAGCCUAUCCUUACUGAUUAGUGCAAUGCUCAUUCCUAAGUAUAGUGAAGGAGAAAGGAAUGCUUUUUGCUUUCUUCAUACUCGAUGCACACGCAGUAGAAAACUUCCCCGAGAGUGGAAAUGUUUGAUGGCAUACCAUCGGCUAGCAUGGAAUAUUUUGUCUCUAAGCCCCGACGUUAUCCCGGUAGAAGGAUGGCAGGUUCAGCUUAUUGCAUGGAUUUUCGUCUGCUGGCAAUGGAGGGACCUCAUGACAACUCUUAUACAAAAUUGGAAUAAUCUUGGGGUUUUAAGAAAGUGGAAAGUUGUAGAGGAGGAUACGAUUGGGCCUUCGCUGAGAGAGAUUGUUGAACAAUAUAUUGAUGAGAGGUGGACAGCUGACAAGAAGAGCACCAUAAAAAAGAAGGAUGACGCCAUUGACAGUCUCCAUAAGGAUGUGGGUGUUAACUCCAGCAGCAGCACUAAAGAAGUGGAGAAGAAAAGUGACAGCCUCAAGGAGGAUGUGGAUGAUAACUCCGGCAGCAGCACUAAAGAAGUGGAGAAGACAAGUGACAGCCUCGAGGAGGAUGUGGAUGAUAAAUCCGGCAGCAGCACUGAAGAAGUGGAGAAGACAAGUGACAGCUUGCCAGAGGGAAGAAACACGACAACAAUUUUCAGCGUGGAGGACACAGAGGGAGAUGAUUUUCUCAAGGAAGUUCUAAGAAAGGUUUUGAGAGAGCAGGAAGAUAUGAGGGAAGCUCUAAGAAAGAAUUUGAAAGAGCAGGAGGAGAUAAGGGAAGCUCUAAGAAAGAAUUUGAAAGAGCAGGAGGAGAUGAGGGAUAUACUGGAAAUGAUCAAGAAGAAAUCUUUCGAAGAGGAAGAAGACAACAAAGGAAAAAGCUCUCUGCAACAAGGCACAGCAGCUAAGGAGAAUCAGACUAUAAUCAUCAAGAAAUUUUUCAUAAAGGAAGAAGAUAACGAAGGAGAAAGCUCACUGCAACAAUACACAACAGCUGAGGAGAAUCAGAAAACUGAGAUGGCAAAGGAUGAGGAGGAGCGAGAAGAAUGGAGUAAACUGAGAGACACAUUGCGCAGCUUCAAUGUUUCAAUGGAUGGCAUUCAAGCCUUCCAAAAAUUUAGGUUUUAUUGUGAACCUGGAUAUCUUCCAUGGCCAUUGCCCGAACUAGCCUAAACCUCACCAAAUAUUCGUAUACAUUUGGAGUUUAGGCAGGCACUCCUCCGUGGAUUGUGCUCAUUUUAAAUAAAUUGUUUACAUUCUGUAAUUAAACAAUCUACUAACUCUCUCCUGAAGUAAAGUGACUUGUUGGAAUA
Messenger RNA from Cryptomeria japonica (Japanese cedar), 1392 nucleotides. RefSeq lists its product as uncharacterized. Bases 110 to 1252 code for a protein of 380 amino acids. The transcript is spliced from 2 exons. NCBI's taxonomy places the organism in Eukaryota, Viridiplantae, Streptophyta, Pinopsida, Cupressales, Cupressaceae. The record is from RefSeq and is a predicted model, not a curated record.